This is a messenger RNA of Stegodyphus dumicola, 2129 nucleotides long. RefSeq lists its product as uncharacterized. The record is from RefSeq and is a predicted model, not a curated record. Lineage: Eukaryota; Metazoa; Arthropoda; Arachnida; Araneae; Eresidae.
UAAACAUAUAGAUAUCAGUAAUUGAUAUCUGAAACCUGAAGUCAAUUCAUUAAUACGAAAAUUGAAACGAAAAUUACGUUUCUUCAAAACAUCAAAUUUCUUGAAGAAAUAUUUUUAUUAAGUAAUUUUUUCAUGGCCUUUCUUCAAACAGCUUGUGUACUUUUAACAUUUCUUUUGAAUAUUUUCGAUAGCGAAGGAUUCUCGGAAUCUAAAUACGAGUUGCAAAUAAUGGGCAGAAUUUAUGAUGCAGGAAUCUUCAAGACUGUCAACGGCACCAGUCGAAUGCAAUGCGCAGCGCUCUGCAUGCAAGAAGAACCUUGCGCUGGUUUCGGUUUCAUUUCAAGGACCUGUUCGCUACUGAAUACUGCCGUAAAUGAAGAAAACUGCAAAACUUUGGAAUGCUCAGACGCACCAGGAAUUCAGAUUUACGUGAAACAAGUUGACGUACUCACUACUACCACCACCACACAACCACCUUCAACUACAACUACGACAGCGAAGCCUACGACUACAUCUGUGACGACAGAGCCUACAACUACGACUACAACAACAGAGCCUACAACUACGACUACAACAACAAAGCCUACAACUACGACUACAACAACAGAGCCUACAACUACGACUACAACAAUAGAACUUACAACUACGACGACAAAGCCAACAACUACUACUACAACAAAGCCUACAACUACGACUACAACGACAAAGCCCACUACUACGACAACAGAAUCAACAACUACAACUACGACAACAGAGCCCACAACUACGACUACGACAACAGAGCCUACAACUACGACUACGACAACAGAGCCCACAACUACGACUACGACAACUGAGCCUAUAACUACUACUACGACAACACAGCCUACAACUACGACUACGACAACAAAGCCCACAACUACGAGUACGACAACAGAGCCCACAACUACGAUAACUGAAGCUUCAGGUGAAGAGAUCACAGUAAUAAUCAAAUGUGUAACUGAUGGCUUGGUUCUUCAAGGACUUAUCAUGACUCAAACGGCGUUUUUUCAAGACGCAGAAACGAAAGAUGUUUGCUUCUCGUUAGGUGCAGUCAAAGCGUUUGCUAACUCCGAGAGAACAACUUUUGAAUUCGAUGGAGCUGAGAAAGCAGUUUGUACAGGUUUUAACAAUCCAGGGAUCGAAGGCAUGGAAGCAGAAGUUCGAGACGGCAAGCUUCUAAAACUUAGAAUAUCAUGCGGGGAACUCAAUGACGAUGUCGUGGACAAAGACACAAAAGUGGCAACAGUAUCGAGUGCACCAGAAAAUAAAAAAGUUGUUUGUGGUGAACUUUACGCUAUACAAAGCAUUGAAGCUAAGAAAGCAGACAAGUUCAUUUAUGAAGUUGAGGUUUCAUGUCAGAAACUGAAACGGCCUUCUAGUGCAUCUUCUCUUGGUUAGAAAUUUUCGCAACAAAGCCCACGACGCUUGCUUACUCUACAGGAAAUUCAAGUAACCAAUCACCAACACAAUAAAUAAUAUCACACCAACAAAAUAAGUAAUCGAUCAUUUUUUGCGUCUUGCUGCAAAAAGCUUUUAAGAAUAAAGAAAUACUUGAAGAAUUCUAGGAAAAUAAUCACUAAUGCAAUAAGCAACUUCAUGUCUCAAGAAGCUUAUGCUAUGAAAAGCCACAAGAUGUUUAUGCCACGAAAAAGGCCACAAAAAACGUACGCCAAGAUAAAAUAAACAAUAGCCAACACGAUAUAUAGCUCUAGAUAUCAAUUGACCAUAAGAAGUAACAAGAAAUUCUUCUGUCAUAUUUAGUGUACGAGGGGCAAAUAGUUUGAUGUAGUGUAUGCUUUAAAAGAAGAUAUGAAUGUAAACAUGCUUAUGUUUAUUUUUAUUGAACAUAAUUAAAACUCAAUAUCAUUACCCGGAGCUUAGUUCUUUAUGGGUAUAAGUAAGUCUUUUACGGGUAUAAGUAAGUAUGGAAUAUACUUCGUAUCAUUUGCAGUUUCUCAAAAUCUUUCCCAGCAACAGCGGUUGAAACUCGAAGGUAUUACGGUCAUAAACCGAAUGAUGGAGAUAGAAAUGCGCAGUAAAGAGAAGAAUUCUGUCCAAUAAUUAUUGCUUACAUUCUGAAUAAUAAGUACGUAAGCUUAAUCAGCGAA